This is a messenger RNA of Trematomus bernacchii (emerald rockcod), 1208 nucleotides long. RefSeq lists its product as uncharacterized. The record is from RefSeq and is a predicted model, not a curated record. The transcript has 7 exons. The coding region runs from base 73 to 876 and encodes 267 amino acids. Lineage: Eukaryota; Metazoa; Chordata; Actinopteri; Perciformes; Nototheniidae.
UCAGAUGACUAGCCUGGUCUGAGAAACUUCUCCAGCAUAUCGAAAGUUAGAGAAACAGAAGCCACAGGAGCCAUGGAGCUGCAGGAGAUCCCCAACGAGGGGGAAACACACGAGGAAGGUGAAGGAGCAAGUGAACCGAUGCUGGAGGUCAAAACUGAAGAGGAAGCAGAACCUGACCACUACUCCAAACUACAAAGUCCAUCUGAAGAUAUCUAUUCAGAAGCUUUAUUCAGUGGCGAUCCCGUUAAACCAAGGGCAGAAACGACCCGAGCAGGCAAACCGACGGAGGGGAACUCACGUCUGUACCGUGCUGCGUGUUUGUUCCUCACCAUAAUCUGCCUGAUCCUGCUGCUGGUCGUCAUCAUACUCAGUGUGAAACUCCAAACUGGCUCUACCAUCUGUCCAGAGAGAGAGGGAACUACAGCAGAUGCAAGGAGUCGUCCUUCUGAUUUGACAUGCAGCCACAAGAAUUGCGAGGCUCUCUUCCCCGAGAUGCAACCCCAACAUGCCAGCUGUCGGCAGUGCCCUGGCGGCUGGCUGCGUUAUGGCCCGUCGUGUUUCUACCUGUCCAACUUCAGGCUGAGCUGGGAGGAGAGCCAGAGGAACUGCAGCUCCAACGGAGGGUCUCUGGCUGUCAUUGCCAACAAGGGACUCCAGUACUAUCUGACCAAGAAGGGGAAAUUGAGUUACUGGAUCGGGCUGAGACAAACAGCAACCACAUGGACCUGGGAGGACAAGACUGAGCUGACAGAGAGUUAUUGGGCGGAUGGUGGGUCAGCGGGGGAUUGUGGGAUCCUGAGCAGUGAUAUACCAGCAGAGAAAAACUGGAUGAAGUAUUCCUGUAAGGGCUCCACCUACUUCAUCUGUCAGCAGUAGCUCUGACCACUUCUGCUCUUUCUUUACGAAUUAAUGAGGAAACCAAUUUCCUGUCAACAAGCAGCAACUCCUCCGUAACAUUUCAAACCAUGUCUUCUUCACUUCAAAUGAGUAAUAACCAGCAUUGAAAGAUUGUAAUAUUAUAGUUUCAUAUUUAACACUUGAAAAGAGAUAUAGUCAGUCUAUUAUAUUAUAUUUGUGUGUAGCAUUGUGUUGUCUUACUGUAUAAUUUAAUGAUCUGCUGUUCUUUUUCUUCAAAUGACUCACUGUGGCCAGUGAGUUUGUUUCAACAAGGUUUUAUUGUCAUAUAAAAAGCAACUACAUAAUAAGUU